This is a messenger RNA of Solea solea (common sole), 1527 nucleotides long. RefSeq names its product P2Y purinoceptor 14-like. NCBI's taxonomy places the organism in Eukaryota, Metazoa, Chordata, Actinopteri, Pleuronectiformes, Soleidae. Gene Ontology annotation, biological process: G protein-coupled receptor signaling pathway. Gene Ontology annotation, molecular function: G protein-coupled purinergic nucleotide receptor activity. The coding region runs from base 1 to 1044 and encodes 347 amino acids. The record is from RefSeq and is a predicted model, not a curated record. Gene Ontology annotation, cellular component: membrane. The transcript has 3 exons.
AUGGUUAAAGGAGUGCAUCGUCAGCCAUCUGUAGUCUGCAUCUUCACCACAGAGAUGAGCAAAGUUGACUCUACCCUUCCUUGUGUCACCCUGUCUUUGUUUUCUGUGCAGGUGGGUUUGCUCCUAAAUGGCAUCACACUUAACUUUUACUUCUGCAGAGCCCGGCAGCACAAAACCAGCAGUGUGACUGUAUACCUGAAGAACCUGGCAGCUGCUGACUUCCUGAUCAGCCUCUGUCUUCCCCUACGUAUCUUGAACCAUGCCAGCAUCUCCAACUGGGUCUACUGCAGCUUUGGUUCUCCAGUGUUUUACCUCAACAUGUAUGCCAGCAUCCUGUUCAUGGGCUACAUCGCGGCUAACAGAUAUCUAAAGAUCGUCAAUCCUCGGGGGACUCUUGUCUUUCGGACCGUACGAGCUGCUCACGUUACCUCCACAGUAACCUGGGUUAUCCUCAUUGCCAUGAUGAGUGCCUACACCCUGUUGUCAUUGCUCACCAAGGAAGAAGGCAGUUCUGACCCUGUCGGAAUGAGCUGCGAUGUCCUGCAGAGCAAACCACUCAGACUUUUCUACAAAACCAUCCAUAUCAUUUGUGCCACUAUCUUCCUGCUCGUCCUCCUCUCCCUAGUCUUCUUCUACUAUAGCACCUCCCGCAUGCUGUCACUGGCACAGCAGAGACAGCCAGCCUCCUCCAGCUCCAAGAAACUCACCAAGUCACGCAGGAACAUGCUGGUACUGGUCAGUGUAUUCUGCGUCUGCUUCAUCCCUUACCACCUGGUCCGUCUCCCGUACGCCUUCCUGAGCAAGCAGUUCAAGUGUAACCUCUUCUUCUACCUGAAGGAGCUGACCAUCAUGGUGUCUGUUCUCAACAUCUGCUUGGACCCACUCAUCUACUUCAUGUUCUGCAAGGCCUUCAGGACACAGCUGAGGGCGAGUAAGAGUUCGUUCAGGACCACACAGGACGUGACACAGGUGGGAAGAGUGGAGAGGAGGAGCAGUGCAGGGUGGAUGACUGUCAGAAUGAAGACCGACACUUGUGACCUGUGACUUGUGCUCUACAGUAAACAAAUUCAGAGGGUAAGGGUUAACACUUACGGAAGCGCAUUGCAUUCAUUUGAAGAAAAAAAAACUCCGGUUUUUCUGAGUGAUUAAUUUUUUGGUUUGUUUUUUCUUUAUAAUUUGUUUUCCUGUUUUUCUGAGUAAUUUUUUUUUUCUGUUUUUCGUUCUAAUUUUUGUUGCUAAUUUUUGUUGUUUCUGAGUAAUUUUUUCCUGAAUUAUCGCAAACUCUCGCAAGAACCUCCAACCUGAAAGUGACUGAUCGUCUCUUCUCGUCCACAUAGCAAGCCUGAAUGCAUUUCAAAUGCAUCAUCUUGAAUCCGUGGAGUAUGCCAUAUCUGUCCAACUGAUCAUGGAGAAACAUUGCUAUGUCUAACAGAUUUGAAUGAGCUUUCCUUCUGAACAACCGCAAAGUUCUCAGGUGCCUGCGUAAAGUCGACAAACUAAUGGUAAUACCAUCUAUGUGACUUAAGG